Nycticebus coucang (slow loris) is the source of this 5745-nucleotide messenger RNA. RefSeq names its product WD repeat domain 97 (gene WDR97). Lineage: Eukaryota; Metazoa; Chordata; Mammalia; Primates; Lorisidae. Gene Ontology annotation, molecular function: protein binding. The record is from RefSeq and is a predicted model, not a curated record.
CGGUCACCCAGAUGGAGGCACAAGUGCCGGACUCCAGCAGAUCCUUUUCAGGAGAUAAUCCGAUUCUGGACCCGGACCUGUAUGACACGUACAGCUUUGAUGUCCCAGACCCUGGUCUGCUCGUGGAAAAGAAUGAGUUGUCUUUCACCGAGCUGCCGCAGGUCCUUCCGCUCUUCACCGGCAGCCAGCAGUGGCAAGGCAAGUCCCCGAGUGCCCGCGCCCACCAACUGUGGCUGCUCCUGCGUGGACGCCUCCACGACAUCGUCGAGAAGGAGAAGACAGCCGAGCUGCAUGUGGCAUGCCUUACGCACGGGCUGGAGCCGCUGCGCCGCCUGGAGGUGGCGGCCGGGCUGCGCUCCGUGGCACAGGACCCAGCGGGUGGACGCUUUGUGGUGCUCGAUGGCGCGGGCCAUCUGCACCUGCACAGAGAAGAUGGCUGGGCUCAAGAGAAGCUCCCGGCGCCUGUGGCACUUACAGGGCUGGUGGCCGUGCUGGGCCCGCUGGGCGCCCUGGGUCGCUUUGUAGGCUGGGGCCCUGUGGGGCUGGCCAUCCUAGGGCCCAGCUUCAACCUGCUGUGGCUGAGCCAGCUGGGUGUGGGCGGGGCGCCAGGAUGCGAACCUACCUGCUGCCUGCCGGCCCCCGACUGGGGGCUGCUGGUUGUGGCCCACGUGAGCGGCAGCCUGGCGCUCUGGAAAUUCCGCUCAGGUGGUCGCCGCCUGGUGCUGCGUGGGCCACCCCUGCAACCGCCAAGCCCAGCUGGCCAGCUCAAGCGUUUGGCUCUGGGACCAGCACCUCCCUAUGAGGCCCGGUGCUGCUUCGCGGCCUGUGGUUCAGCUGUGCUGACCUUCAAUCUGCAGGUCUGGGCUCUCGUAGAUGUGCGCAGGGACCUGCACAAAACCACCAUCUCGGACCUGGCUUACUGUGAGGAGGUAGAGGCAAUGGUGACAGCUUCCCGGGACAGCACAGUGAAGGUGUGGGAGGCUGACUGGCAGAUCCGGAUGGUGUUCGUGGGCCACACAGGUCCAGUGACGGCGCUGGCUGUGCUCCCGAACACCACCCUGGCAUUAUCGGCCUCACAGGACGGGACGCUACGUACAUGGGACUUGCGGGCAGCAGCACAGGUGGGCGAGGUAGGGCUAUGCUACUGGGGCCAGGACGCGCGGUCAGGGCGCGUGAGACACCUGUUGGCACCUGUAGGCCCUGGCUGGCCUGUGCUCUCGGUGUGUACAAACAGCGUGGAGCUGUGGCGCGUGCGUGAGCUCUACUCGCCACUGGCCCAUCUGCCCGCACCAGUGCUCCAUCUGCAGGUGGCGCCCACGCUUCCGGCGCCCACGCACCCGUCGCUUCCCACGCGCCUCGUGUGCGCCUGCGCCGAUGGCUCGGUCUACCUGGUGUCGGCUGCGACUGGGCGCACAGUGAGCGCGCUGCUGCUGGGACCCGAAGACUGCGCAGCUGCAGUGGCCUACUGCCUUCCAUGUGAGGCGCUCUGGCUGCUGACGCAGGCCGGGCACCUGGUACGAGCCAACGCGGCCCUCAACCCCAUGCUUGUGCUGCACCGGGUGCAGCCGCCGCCUCCCCAGGCGCCAUGGCCCUGCUGCCUGCACCUUUACAGCCACCUCACAGACCCCGGCAGCGCGUUUGCCUCCUGGGAGCUCGUGCGCCAGAACAGGGGCGAGCCCCGCCGCAGCACUGUGGCCUGGAAGAACAAGAACCGGUUCUUGCCGGUGGUGGGGCACACUGAUGGCACUCUGUCAGUUCUUGAGUGGUUCUCGUCCGAGACUGUCUUCCACACAAAGGCUCACAGCCCGGGUCCAGUCACCGCUAUUGCAUCCACCUGGAACAGUGUCGUGUCUUCCGGCGGAGACCUGACGGUGAAGAUGUGGCGAGUCUUCCCCUACGCCGAGGAGAGUCUGAACUUACUGCGCACCUUCUCCUGCUGUCACCUAGUCAUGACACUCUGUGCCCUUGGCAAACGUGUCACCGUAGGCUUUGAGGACCCAGACAGUGCCACCUAUGGCCUGGUACAGUUUGGCCCAGGCGACAAUCAGAGAUUCGAUCACCGGCCCCAAGAUGACCCCACGGACCACAUCACUGGCCUGUGCUGCUGCCCCACGCUCAAGCUGUAUGCCUGCUCCAGCCUAGACUGCACUGUCCGCAUCUGGACCGCCAAGAACCGCCUGCUGCGGCUCCUACAGCUGAACAGUGCCCCUCAGGCCCUGACCUUCUGCAGCAACAGUGGAGACCUGGUGCUGGCACUGGGCUCCCACCUAUGCCUGGUAUCCCAUGGGCUCUACCUGCCCACAUCCUACCUGGUUAAGAAGCUGUGCUGGAAGGCUCCUGACAUGGUGGAUGACCCUCCACUGCCGUUGACCAGCCAGCAGUCGCUGACUUCUGCCCAGCUGCAGAGGCUUGCCAGCCUACAUGGGGCAGCCAGCCUCAGGUCUAGUGGCAGGCCCCUUGGCCAUCAGGGAGACCUACCCAGCCCCAGCACCCGCUUCCCUUCCAGGCCCCAUCCCAGCCUCUGCCCUGACUGGCUGGUAUGCCACCCUGUGUCCUACCUGUGCCUGUCCCCAUCUGCAGUGCUGCCUUGUCUUUCAUCCAUCGCGAGAUGGUCCCUCCUCAGCAACCAGUGGAGAAGGAGGUGGGUGGGUCCUCCUUACAUGUUGCAAAGCUCAAGGAAGACUAGGUUGACCUCUGACCCCCCACCUCAGGACUUGGAAGCUCUAGUAGCCCGGGAUCAAGACCUUCAGCAGCUGAGGGUGGGGCUGGUGGUCCCGGCAGACCGGCCCCCACCCUCCUGGCAGCAACGCCAGGAAGCCUUUGACAAUUACCUACACCUGAUAUAUGGCACCAGCCUGCUGGGCGUGCGGUCUGGAAAGGAGUCCUGGCAGUGGAACACUGGGAACCUCACAGUGGAGAGAGAGAUCUGGAACAUGUGUGCCCUGCCCAGAGCUGCCCCCUGUCUCUGGCAGGCUGUAGUCAACACUGAAGCACAGACAGUACCAACAGCCCUGCCCCCUCAGGACCUGGGGACCCUAGGCCAGCGCUAUGCCCGCCCUCCCCAAGUCACCUUGCCCAUCCCACCCACCCACCGGAGGGUACAUAGCAGGGCCUCCCUGCUUCUGGCUCGCUCCUCCCUAUGCCACGACUUGGGUCUAAGCCUGGAUCUGCAGCUACAGUGGGAACAGCUCCAAGGGUGGACAACCAUGGUCCAGACCCCACCAUCUUCCCACCUGAGGCACAGGGUCCCCCUGCUGCUGAAGAGACGGCCCAAGGAGCCUCUCUCUAACGUUGGGGGCUUCUUUCCUGCCACUGCGCAAUCACACAAGUACCCGCUGCCCAUCAGCUUCCCAGGCUGCGUGCCCAACUCUGUGGUGCUACAGCAAAUCUGGCUGCCCAGAGAGGUCAGCUGCCCAAGCUCCCUCGCCUGGCUCACACCCCAGAAGAGACAUAAGGCAAGAAGGUCAGGCUGGGUGGCAGGGCAGGGCUCAGGGAGGGCUCUGCUAUCCCCAGCCCAGCAGAUAACAUAUCUGUACUCUUCUCUGCAGCCAAGUACCAGCCAGGAUGACCUAUGGCUGCAACGGCACAAUAGGCAGUUUCACACCCAAUGGCAAAGGGAACUCACCUUGUGGUUUGGGGAGGAGGAGGGAGAGGAGGAAAAUCUGGACCUGGAAGAUGACUGGACCUCAGCUUUCCCGAAAGUGUCCGACCAGCAGCUGAAACCCCAACAACUGGUUCCCGGAGAGGGCUCUGCAGAUUUAACCCUGGAGCCCUCACACUCCCCUGAAGCCGCCAGAUGGAAAUACUACGGGAGUGCGUCUUGGGAAGAGUACUUCGGGCAUCUGCCUAGGUUCCUGCAUUUUUUCGUCUGCCAGGACUGGUUCAAAAGGCUGUUCCCCAACUUCAGCCUGGAGGCAUAUCCUGAGAUGGCCAGAGUGGAGGGCCUGGUUUCAGCACUCCUGGACCUGCUGAAAGAGGCCACAUGGGCAGACCGAGUGUACAUCCUGCAUGCGCUGCUGCGGCUGCUUCCCGACGUCAGCAGCACCCUCCACGGGCAACUACAGAGCACUGUCCUGUACUUGCUCAAUCUGGACCAGCCCCCCAGCUUUCAGGACCAGACGCAGAAGCAGUUUGUGACGCUGGCGCUGCAGCUGCUUCUGGCCUGCUCCCUGGAGUCCCGAGAUGUGGUGCUGGAGCUUAUGACCUACUACCUCUACUCACCAGCCCCCUGCCGGCCAGAGAUCAAGAAGCUGCUGGAUGGGCUGGGCCUAUGGGACCCAGAGGGCUUCCUGUUCAAGGAGCUGCUGACCUGGGUCCAGGGCUCUAACUUCGAGUCCAAGGCUGCACUGCGUAGGCGCUGCUGCCAGAAGCUGGAGGACCUGAUCCAGAAGCUGCAGGUUGGGCUGGCAGGGGUUAGGUGGGCCACCUCUGGGAAACCUCUGGCUGUCUUGGAGGCUUUCCUGCGGUCAUCAGGGGAGAGCCAAGUGAGGCUAGGUGCUCCUUGCCUUGUCCAGCUCUGGGUCCAGGAUCCUCACCUCAAUGCAUCUUUGGCCUCUCCCCUAGGCUGGGGCUUGGGCAGUGGGGCUUUCAGUGUCCACUCGGGGGCUCCAGGAACAAGGGCACUUCUUCCCCUGCAGGUGAACACCGUGCGGGCACCAUCUAUAGCCCAGUUGUCUACAGUGCUAUCCAGGGUUUCAAAUGAUACCUUGGUGGCACUUUCUGCUUCCAAGGAGACUGCAGCAUUGCAGGCUUUGAUGUUCUCCAGGCCACUUGCAGGCACCUCAUUGACACCUUCAGCCACCUCCUGGUCACCCUCCACCAUCUCUGAGAGGCUCUCACAUGCCUUGGAAGUACCUGUACUGGUGUUCCCACCUGCAGAGCCAGACCCAACCACCCUGCAGAGACACACCCAGCGCAAGCUCUCGGAUAUGCUGCAGACCUUCCCUGCAGUGCCCCAGACCCGAGCAGGCUCCUCUGUUUCCUCGGUGCUACCUGACCAGCUGCUGCCACUGGAGAAGACGGACUGGUCACGGUCACAGAUGCUGGACCUAGGCCUCAUUGACAUGCUCAACUUAUUCUGCGCGCAUCAGCGGGCUCGGCAGCAGAGUUUGGCCCAGGAGACUGCACUCCCACGCCCACCAGGGCCCAACACAGUAUUGCUGCCCCCUCGGGCUCAUUGGCGCCACCCCAUUCUCCGGCUUCAGGAGGUCAAGAAGGUUCCAGGCUCUAGGAUGAGACUGAGGGGCCGGAUGCUGUCCCGGCUCUGUGCUGGCCGCGCCCUUGACGGCUCCAUCCGGAUGUUGAAGCUGCCACUACCCCGGGUGGAACUGCAGCCUUUCCCGCCUGGCUGGCCCAGGCCUGCCCGCUCUCGGCCCCCACUGCUCCUGCAGCCCGCCCUGCAGCGCUACUUCCUGUUGGACGACACGGACCCUGACAGCUACCGCUGAGCUAGCUGGUUGACCACCUGAUGCCCCCACUUUCCCUUACCCCCAGCAUGACAAGUAGCACCUGCUGUCGAGCCUGUCAUUGGCCUUGACUAAGGCCCAAUGUGGAAUAAAGUCCAGGAGCUUCAGCAAGGUUGAGGCCAUUUCUUUCUCUGGAGGGCCCUGGGGUGAACAAAGUCUGGCUGACCUGCAGGCAGCUAGUCAUCCGUGGAAGGCAGGAGCGGAGGACAUGGCUGAGUCUGUGGUGGGUGAGCAUCAGGACGUGGUCAGCAUAUGUUGAGCGGCACUGGUGCUUGGGGGA